AUAGGCAUGUGUUCCGACUUAAGAACGUCCUCAGGAAUGGAACCCGUUCAUAACCCGGGGACCCCCUGUACUUCCAAAAUUCACUAUCCUUGGGGUGGCAGAUAAUUUGAAACACAGCUCAAAGGUUAAUCUGAAAUGUAAUGAUGAGUCAGAGGAGCUUUAAAGCUAGGCUGGCACAUUACUCCAGCCACGGGUCACUCCCAUUAUAUUGUGUUAGCCUUUAUUUGCAGUAUUUUGUGGAUAUACUUUAUACAGUACAUAAUGAGUUAAUGAGAGAGUGAUGUGGCGCCUGGUGCUUCAGGUCACUGUAGACGGUAAGUGAGAGAUGUUGACCAGUGGAGAAAAGAAGAUUGAUGGUAUCUGCCACCACACUAUUGGUCCAGUGUGUGAGCGUGGGUGUUUUGGUAAACUGAGCGUGGACAAGAUAAAGAGAGAUAUUUGACAAAUUUUGGAAAUAUAUAGGAGAGUGGCAGUGAUACAGCAGCCAUCAAGUGGAAAGAAGCUCCUGACAAUGAAUUGAGUACAGUAUUAGUUACCAACAUCAGGCGAGCAAGAGAACAUCACCAGCAUAUUUAAGUACCGUACCACAAUUUAUUUACUGGUAAUUACACAUUAACCCACAUAAUAUUAAUGAGAGUAAUUGUUUUUAUAAUUUACUGUACUGUGUUAAAAAUCAUUGAUUUAUUAUGUACCAUAUACAGUAAGGUUGCAUUCCUGAAAAUCAUAUCGUAAUUCAAAUGACCGUACAGUAAAUCAAACUGUAUUAUCUAUUGACUACCGUUAUUAAUAGGGGUAUACGUUCCUCGGAAAAUGAAGAACUCUCCAAUACGUAAUAAAAUGACACUUUGCAACACAGCCUAAAUUUAUGCAUGCAUACAAAUUUAAAAUGGAGUGUACAUAGGCAACAACUGAAUAAAAAACAAGAUUCUAAUUUGUUUAACAAGUGCCACAGUCGACCAAGAUAAUCCUAAAACUUGACUGAUGACUAAGUGUGUUUUCACCGGCCUAAAUGUGCCUCAUCACCUUCAACUUAAUAUUUAAAGUAGUGGCCACUUAAGGUAUUGCUGCUGCUCAUUUCACCAGCUGGUUACUUUCCCUACAUCUCCAAGUAAAGUAAAUCACUUGAAAAUGCAAGAAAUUUCUGGUGAGUUAUGUCGAAGCGAGGAACCGGUUUUGAAAGAUUUCGUUGGCUUGUAAACACUUUUGGUAUGACCUACCGUUGCCAUUCAAUCUGUCGGGAACAUCUGGAACAUUCAUUUUCUUUAUAUUCAACGGGUAACCGCUUGUUUUCUUCUCAUAAAAGUCAAUGUGAAUUAAAAAAAUACCAUAAUCAAAUUUAUUAUAGAUUGAAAUAAAUGUGCGUGUACCUUAUUUACUGUACUGUAUGGUCAUAGAAAAAAAUAUCGUACAUCGAGGUAUACUUGAAUAUCUGCCUCUCAAUUUAUAUGAAUUUAAUAUAAGCAUUUUUUGGAAUAACACUGGUGUUGUAUUUAUACCAUUUGUUAACUUAUGUGGAAUUUUUCGGGGGAUUUACAUGUUUUGAAUUGAACACCAAACGGUCACAGGCUGGCAUCAUAGUUGAGUGAGCGCGUCGGCAAGGUACGACACUUGCAGCAUGAGGUAGGAUUAGCAUGCUGCAGCCUCACAACCAUUGUCAGAGUGAAAGUGAUUGUCUAUGCCAUUUCAUUUUUGUGUAACUUUUGGCCCUUCCUAUGACUGGCAAAUGCCCAACUACAUCCAAGGAAGCCACUUAGCCCCAGAAGCAGCAAAAGGCCAUCACUGUUGGUGUUAAAUUAGGAGUAAUAAGCUGCAUUGAGAGAGGACAACAUGUAGCUGCCCAUACUUGGCCAGGAGACGUCUUCACCUGUCACUUCUCACCACCAUCACCUACUCGGUUAUCUGACCCAGAUGACCCACUUCAAGCCAUCGGAAUUAACGUUCAAUGUGUGAAGGAAGAGUAGAGCCAUGGAGAGUAAAGGAUUGCGUAGAAGAAGAGGCCGGCCGAGGAAGAAACCAAAGAUUGAACCGGAAGAAAUGGUUUCAUACGAGGAGCUACAAGCUAAGGUGCAGAUUUUAGAAGAAAAUAAUAAGAAAUUAACCAAACUUCUUUCAAGGGGUCCAGUGUCACCUAUGGUUUAUGAAACUGAGAAGUUAGAAAAGAGAAAGAAAACAAAAAAUAUUGCCUGUUACCCAAAGCGACAAGUACUUCUGAAGAUUGCUUACCUUGGAUGGGACUACCAGAGCUGUGCAUCUCAGGAGGAUAUACAAAAGACUGUUGAAGAUAAACUGCUGCAAGCCCUCCUGAAGAUUAGCUUAAUAGAUGCUCUUGACACUUCUAAAUUUCAAAGAUGUGGAAAAGCCAGUCAAGGAUUUAACUCAUUUGACCAAGUUGUUUCCAUUGUUCUUCGUAGUCGUCUGGCUUCUGGUCUCGGUGUUAUUCCCUUUGAGAGAAAUGGAGUGACAAUCAAAGAAGAACCACACGACGAGGACCAACACGAUGAUGACAAUAUUGACCAUGAGAUAAAGUAUACAGACCUUGUGAAUGAAGUUCUUCCUCCGGAGAUAAGAGUGCUAGCUUGGUCUCCAAUAAAGGUACAACCAGGACUCUCCGAGAGGUUUGACAGCCCCAUCCGUACAUACAAGUAUUUCUUUCCGAGAGGAAAUUUAAACAUACAAAUAAUGGAGGAGGCUGCUCAACACCUCUUGGGUCAUCAUAAUUAUAUCAGUUUAUACAAGAGAGAUUCCAGUAAGGGGCUGCGGUGUCUUUACCGGCAAACCUUCUCUUUUGAAAUUUCUCCGUCGUGCUGUGAUCUGCGAGCAAAAGAUGAUAGCAAACCUGUGUGUGAUCCAGUCGAGUACAUAAGAAUACACACACAGACAGAAAGUGAGAAUGAAAGAGAGACGGAAUCAGAUGAUGAUGUUAUAGACGGUGACCAAGACGGCAGUAGAUUACCCAAGAAGAUAAAACAUUUGCCACAAGACCUAGCAACAUCUACAAUAAAAAAGAAACAAGGAUGUAAAAGAACUCUAAGCAGUGAUGGUUAUGACAUGUGUGUGGCAACCAUUAAGGCUCGGGAAUUCUUGUGGGAUGAAAUACGGAAAGUCAUGGCUGUUCUCUUUCAAAUUGGAGAAGGAAAGGCCAGACCAGAAACUAUAUUAGAGAUUGUGGAUGUAAAAGCUAGUCACAGGACACCACAACCCUCAGUUGCAAGCGAGAUGCCAUUGAACCUCUACCGAACAAACUUUGAAGAAGAAAAUUGGAGAUGGGAUAACAUAGCCUUGCGAUUGGUUAUUUCUCGACUCCAAGCUUUCUGGAGUCAACAGGCAGUUCGAGCCACAUCAUUGAGGCAUACACUUUGGGAUUUUGAAAGCUGUUACUUGGAGAAUGCAUCAAGGUCGACACAGGAGGAAUUAGACACUCAAGAUCUUCCUCAUGACCAGUGUGAGAACCUGAUUGCUCGAGAGAAGGUUCAUGUGUUUUUGUCCCAUUCCAAAAGUGCCAGUGGUGAUCAUAUGUAUUUUGCACAGAAACCAAAUAUAACUGCAGUAGACAGCAAAAAUAAAGAUCAUAUUUAUUCAUCACAAAGACAAACUUUACCUACAGUUAAUACCAAGUAUGAAGAUGAUGCAGACUUCAACCAUACUGCUACACUUCUCCUGAUUGAAUUAAUUAGGCAGAGAUUCCAAAGAUUUCUCUUGAUGCACACAAGACCAACUGUGUAUAAGGAAGUGCAAGAGGAGAUGUGUUUUAGAGGCUUCUCUUUCUCCCUUGAGAAGAUACGAAGAAAGUGGAACAGCCUCAUAUCAACCUAUCAGAAGAUAAAGGAGCGGAGCAGUGAUGACUAUUUGGGGAGAAUAACAUGGAAUUAUUACCAGUUACUGGAUGAUCUGUUAGGCACAACUGUUCUUGCCAUGCCUCCGACUGAUUCUGUCGAGGCUCUGGCCCCAAAACCUCGUGGAGAUUUGAGUCAUCUGCAGGUAAAGAGGCCAUUGGCAGACAUAAAACCAAUCAUAACUAAGAAGUCAACGGCAGAUACUACUAGUGUUCAUGUAGUGCAACCAACACCUACUCAGGCCACACUGCCCCAAGCACCACAUCAGUCCACAGCUCCCAUUACCACCCUGCUUCACCAUGAUGGAGAGUCAAUCUUUGCAACUCAGACCAUAGCCUCAUCUACACUGUCAGAAGAAAAACAUCUAAAAAAUACAUCAGACACAGCUGCCAUCUUCCUGGAAUACAAUCUUCAGCGGGGAGAGAAGAGACUGGACAAGAUAGAACAACAUUUGAUCCACUUGGCAGAAAAGGCAACAAAAAAAAUGGUGUACAGGAGAAAGAAGGAGGAAAGGGAAGAAUUUAACCUCAAAGCUCUAAGAGAUAUUGGGAGAGCUUCAGAGAAAUUGAAGAAUGGAUUGUUAGAAAUUUGAUAUUCACAAAACAUUCUCAAUAACUUCCUGAAUCACUGAUGGUGGUCCAAAAUUGAAACACAUCAAUGUUUUAAUUCUCCAUGAUAUGUUAAACUGGAAAUACUUGAAAGUGUUCAUAUAUAUUUAUUUAAGUUAAAAGAUUAUAUUAAUGUGAAUGUUUACAAGAACAUCUUGAGCUGCAGUGUUUAUACAGAUCUGAAAUUUUGAUUGGUUGUUAUCAUGUAAUAAAGUUAAACCUCAGAGUGAAA
Homarus americanus (American lobster) is the source of this 4673-nucleotide messenger RNA. RefSeq lists its product as uncharacterized. Lineage: Eukaryota; Metazoa; Arthropoda; Malacostraca; Decapoda; Nephropidae. Gene Ontology annotation, biological process: tRNA pseudouridine synthesis; mRNA pseudouridine synthesis. Gene Ontology annotation, molecular function: RNA binding; pseudouridine synthase activity. The transcript is spliced from 13 exons. The record is from RefSeq and is a predicted model, not a curated record. Gene Ontology annotation, cellular component: cytoplasm; nucleus. The coding region runs from base 1966 to 4425 and encodes 819 amino acids.